UCCUGGAGCGGGGCGGGACGGAACGGGACUUCACCAGGAGCCCACGCGGCGCGAGGCGCGGUGCGGGGCCUCCUGGCAAGGGGGCGUGGCUCAGGGCGCUGGGUGGCUGGGGGUCUAUCGGAGAGGGCCUUGGCUCAGCAUCAGGCGCGCAUCCUAAGGCGGGGCGGGCGGGGCCUCCCGAAGAGAAAGCGCGGGUCCUGGGGCGGGGCCUCUAGAAGAGAGCGCGGCUGAGCUCGGGGCGAGGCGGGGCCGGCCGCGCGUACUUAAGCAGUCUUGGCGCUUGCGGACGCCCCGCCAUGGCUCUGAGGUGCAUCGUUUCUGUGCUGCGCUUCGGCACUCCCCGCGUCGCCCCACUGUCCACGGCGCCCGUGGCUCGCGAGCAGCCCGUGGCUCGCGAGCAGUCCGCCGCAGGCCGGGAGGCCACUUCAGGAUGCCGGGCGGCCGAAGGUGCGCGACCGCCGUUGCCCGUCGUGGACUUCGGCAACACUCAGGAGGCGUACCGCAGCCGGCGCAGCUGGGAGCUGGCGCGCAGCCUGCUGGUGUUGCGCUUGUGCGCCUCACCUGCGCUGCUGGCGCACCACGAGCAGCUGCUCCAUCUCACCAGGAGACUUCUGGGGCAAAGGCUGUUUGACAAGCUGAUGAAGAUGACCUUCUAUGGGCAGUUUGUGGCUGGUGAGGACCAGGAGUCCAUCCGGCCCCUGAUCCAGCACAACAGGGCCUUUGGCGUGGGCUCCAUCCUGGACUACGGGGUGGAGGAGGAUCUGAGCCCCCAGGAGGCGGAGCACAAGGAGAUGGAGUCCUGUACAUCGGCUGUAGAGAGGGAGGGCAGUGGUACAAGUAAGAGGGAGAAGCAGUACCAGGCCCACCGGGCCUUUGGAGACCGCAGGGAUGGUGUCAUCAGUGCCCGCACCUACUUCUAUGCCAAUGAAGCCAAGUGUGACAGCCACAUGGAGACGUUCUUGCGCUGCAUUGAGGCUUCAGGCAGAGCCAGUGAUGAUGGCUUCUCAGCCAUCAAGCUCACCGCACUGGGGAGACCCCAGUUUCUGCUGCAGUUCUCAGACGUGCUGACCAAGUGGAGACGAUUCUUUCACCAAAUGGCUGCAGAGCAAGGGAAGGCUGGGCUGGCUGCCAUGGACAUGAAGCUGGAGGUGGCAGUGCUACAGGAAAGUGUGGCAAAGAUGGGCAUCGCAUCCAGGACGGAGAUUGAGAGCUGGUUCACUGCGGAGACCUUGGGCGUGUCUGGCACUCUGGACCUACUGGACUGGAGCAGCCUCAUCGACAGCAGGACUGAGCUCUCUAAGCACCUGGUGGUCCCUAACAUGCAGACAGGACAGCUGGAGCCUCUCCUGUCACAGUUCACUGAGGAGGAAGAGCGGCAGAUGACGAGGAUGCUGCAAAGAAUGGACAUCCUGGCCAAGAAAGCCACCGAGGUGGGCGUGCGGCUGAUGGUGGAUGCCGAGCAGACCUACUUCCAGCCAGCCAUCAGCCGCCUGACACUGGAAAUGCAGCGCAAGUUCAACAUAGAGAAGCCGCUCAUCUUCAACACAUACCAGUGCUACCUCAAGGACGCCUAUGACAACAUCACCCUGGAUGUGGAGCUGGCUCGCCGUGAGGGCUGGUGCUUUGGGGCCAAGCUGGUGCGGGGUGCAUAUAUGGCCCAGGAACGCGCCCGUGCCGCGGAGAUUGGCUAUGAGGACCCCAUUAACCCUACGUACGAAGCCACUCAUGCCAUGUAUCACAGGUGCCUCAAUUAUGUCCUGGAGGAGCUGAAGCACAAUGCCAAGGCCAAAGUGAUGGUGGCCUCUCACAAUGAGGACACAGUUCGCUUCACGCUGCACAGCAGUUGCAGCUAUCAGGGUGGGGAUGUGAGUGCUGAGGCCACCAGUGCCACCCAGGCCGAGUAUAGACUGUGGUAAGUCUCCCUCCUGAGAGUCCCUGCCAGGAUCAGGGUCUGGCUGUAUCUGUGGGAUUGGUGAGGGGCUGAGUGGAGUCCUAGCUAGACAGGACUGCUCCACCUUCUUCCCUCCAUCCCUGGGGACUUCCCAGCUGCUCAUUUACUGCCUUGGAUGCCCUAGCCUUGUGACUGGAUGUCAGAGAGCCAGGGGUACCUUUUGUGCUUGGUGAAAAAAAAAGAAAAAAAAUUCUGGUUUGACUUUUAAAACAGAUGGUUUAAGUGGCAAAUCUUAAAACCUGGUUUUCUCUUAGACUUAAAAAAUAUUCUGUUACUCCGUGAUGGAAACUUGAUCAUCCACUAGAUGAUGUAUACAAAGAGCCUCCCUGUGCCCCUGGCCUGGCACUUGGGAACCUGCACCCCUACACAAGUGGCAGGCCCACAGGGUCAGUGAUGUACAAGUGGCAUCUUCUUAGGUUUCAGUUAUGAGCCCAGCAGGCUUUGCCUGACCACUCCCAUUUUAGGUAGGGGUCACAGGUAGGUCACUCACCAGCUAGACAGAAAAGAGUGAAAGUUCUAAAGGUAUAACCUGCCCUCAGAAGGGCUUCCUCUCUUCUGCUUUCUGAAUCUUCCCGCCGAGAAUAAGCCUGUUCUCAGCAUCUUAGCCAGGGAGGCUCCUGCCCUGGACGUGGCUUCCUUUGUCUGAAGUGCCAGCUGAGUGCGCUCUCCUUUCUCAUAGCCCCCAGGGCCCGUGCCACGCUCCACAAAUACUAUCAUGGAGAAGGCUUGGCUCCUGCAGGACAUGAUUCUGUGUUCCUGCACUGGGAGCUGGGGAGCCCAUGGCAGCUUGGGCUUACUUUCCCUGACGAAGUAGUGUGGGUCUCUGAUGCCACAUCAGGGAGCUCAGACAGCCUGUGUAAGCUUUGGCUGAGUGGCAAGCCAACCCAGAACUCAAGAGGCCUGGACAACAGCAUGUUCUGUGGGCCAGCAGUGUUGGCUGGGUUCAGCUGGGGACUGCUUCUGCUGGCCCUGCCCCGAGAUCUGACUUGUAUCUGUGGUCAGCUAAGGCCUGACUGGACCUAAAUGGCUUCAUUCAUGGCUGGGGCAGCAAAGGGACUGCAUCACAUCUAGUUUCCUAUAGGCCAGUGCAGGCUUUGCCACAUGGUGGUCUCAGGCUUCCAGAAGCCCUGAGAGGGCAAGCCUUUGCCCACAUCACAUUUGUUCUUCUCUUUUU
Messenger RNA from Neofelis nebulosa (Clouded leopard), 3125 nucleotides. RefSeq names its product proline dehydrogenase 1 (gene PRODH). The coding region runs from base 297 to 1916 and encodes 539 amino acids. Gene Ontology annotation, molecular function: FAD binding; proline dehydrogenase activity. Lineage: Eukaryota; Metazoa; Chordata; Mammalia; Carnivora; Felidae. Gene Ontology annotation, cellular component: mitochondrion. The record is from RefSeq and is a predicted model, not a curated record. The transcript has 13 exons.